AUGGCCCAAUUUCUCACCCUACCCCGGUCAUUUCAGAACAAUGCCUUCGCACCACAGAGCCCGAUAGUCCCAGGCGCCAUCAUGGCGGCAGGCGCCGGCAGCGGCUUCACCACCAGCGCCGCCUCAACGCAAACCCCGUUUUUCCAUCUAGUGCUGCUGGUCUUCGAGGCCGUGUUGGAGGUUAUCUGCGUCAGCCUGCCGGGGUACUUUGCCGCCCGCCAGGGCAUAUUCGAUGCCGAGGCGCAGAAGCUGGUGGCGAACCUCAACGUGACCCUGUUUACCCCCUGCCUGAUCUUCAUUAAACUCGGCUCCCAAUUGACGGCGGAAACACUGGCGGACUUGGCAAUCAUCCCAGUGAUCUUUGUCGUGCAGACCGGCGUCUCUUACUUCUGCGCCUUUGUGAUUUCGCGAUGUUUCCGCUUCAAGAAGCGCCAGUCGAACUUUGUGGCGGCGAUGGCCGUGUUUGGCAAUUCCAAUUCCCUCCCCAUCUCGCUCGUGAUGUCCCUCUCCCAAACCCUCAAGGGCCUCCAUUGGGACCGCAUCCCAGGCGAUAACGACGACGAAGUAGCUGCCCGCGGUAUCCUCUACCUCCUCAUUUUCCAGCAGCUGGGCCAGCUGGUUCGCUGGAGCUGGGGAUAUCAUAUUCUUUUGGCACCAAAGGGCCGAUACUUGGAGGAAGAAGAGCGCGCCGUCUCUGGCCCUACGCGCAUUGAGCAAGGCCAGGCACGAUACAGCGACAAUCCGGAACAGACAGACCCCGACGAGCCACUGGUUCGCACGCGCAGCUCCGACGAUCUCCAUCAUUCUGCAAGUGGCAGCAGCGAGUUCCACUCCGGAGACCAAACACCCGUAUCAACGCGAGCCUAUUCCUACACCAAGGUCUCCUCGAUCCAUUCCAACGAUGCCUCGGACCACGGUCGAGUCGCAGAUGAUCCCCCCUCAAUCCUUGGACCACCACCCCAGGGCCCAUUCCUCCCGCGCCAAACCACUGGAGUCGACAUCCUGUCCUUCCCCGACGUCGAAGCCACCGCACACCAAUCCCAGUCUGCAGACAAGAGUUUCCUUCAGCGCUGCACGGCCUCUCUCCAGCGGCGCCGCGAGGCCAUCCGCUGCGCCUGGGACCAAAAAACCGGUGUGCUGUACGGGCGUCUUCCCCCCAAGGUCCAAAAGGGCCUCUCGACCACGACGCGCGGGGUCACCCGCUUCUUCCGCGGAGUAUGGGACUUUAUGAACCCGCCACUGUGGGCGAUGCUCGUCUCCAUCUUCGUAGCCUCUGUCCCGGCCCUCCAGCACCUCUUCUUCGACGAGGGCACGUUCGUCCGCAACUCCGUGACGCGGGCAAUCGACCAAAAUGCCCAAGUUGCCGUCCCGCUCAUCCUGGUCGUCCUCGGCGCGAACCUCGCCCGUAACACGCUCUCGGAGGAAAACCUGGCGGACAUGGAACAUCCCAGCGCCGAGCGCAAGCUGAUCAUCGCCUCGCUGGUCGCGCGCAUGCUCCUGCCCACGCUCAUUAUGGCGCCGCUCCUGGCGCUGACGGCCAAGUUUGUGCCGAUUAGUAUUCUGGAUGACCCGAUUUUCAUCGUCGUCUGCUUCCUGCUUACCGGGGCGCCGUCGGCGCUGCAAUUGGCCCAGAUUUGCCAGAUUAAUAAUGUUUAUGUUGGAGCGAUGUCCAAGUUGCUGUUCCAGAGCUAUGUGGUCUGGAUCCUUCCGUCCACUCUCAUCCUGGUCAUGUGUGCCCUGGAAGUGCUCCAGUGGGCUACCUAA
This is a messenger RNA of Penicillium canariense, 1764 nucleotides long. RefSeq names its product Auxin Efflux Carrier superfamily. The record is from RefSeq and is a predicted model, not a curated record. Gene Ontology annotation, cellular component: membrane; endoplasmic reticulum. Gene Ontology annotation, biological process: transmembrane transport. Lineage: Eukaryota; Fungi; Ascomycota; Eurotiomycetes; Eurotiales; Aspergillaceae. The transcript is spliced from 4 exons. The coding region runs from base 1 to 1764 and encodes 587 amino acids.